This is a messenger RNA of Pelobates cultripes (western spadefoot toad), 1058 nucleotides long. Lineage: Eukaryota; Metazoa; Chordata; Amphibia; Anura; Pelobatidae. The record is from the annotation of a GenBank genome assembly.
AUGGAGAACACAUUUAUGGUAUAUGCAAUUGUCUACUCAAGGGAGAAGUUGGACGUGCGACCGGCCAAUCGGCAGAACCUAUCUUUUUUCGAGGCAUUAGCACGAAAGAAAAUCCCUCCGCGUGCUAACUCCAAGGGCUCUGUGGAUUCCCUUGAUGGCACUGCAGCCCCUCCUGAACCUGGCAUACCCACACCACAAGCAGAGGCACCGAAAAGCAUACUGCCAUUCUAUGCCCGCCCUGCAUUCAUGGACAAUGCUUCCCGCAUUCCUGUUAUGACCCUUCAGCAUCCCCCAAUGUCUAUUCCUCCUCCUUCAUCUCCCAGCUUGGCUGCUGCAUACCGGCCACCUCCAAUUCCCCUAAUGCAGUUUCCACACCUUAUGCCCCCUCCUCCUAGGCUUCCUCCUCCUCUAGGCAUGCCUCCCCCAAAUACACUGCCGCCAGCACUUCAUUUAAAUCCCGCUUUCUUUCCCCCUCCUAACUCUGCCCUGGGCCCUCCUCCUGAUCCUUACAAGAUGCUGUCUAGUCCGUUCAUGCACAGUCGGGACUUAAAGGGUCCAAUCCCACAUGUGAGUGAAGCAGAAUUUGAAGAGUUAAUGAACAGAAAUCGAGCUAUUUCUAGGAGUGCUCUAUCUAAUGCAGUCUGUGGAGCAACUUCAGGUGACUACUCAAACGCCAUAAAAACUCUUGAAACAGCCAUUGCUGUAAUUAAAGAGUCACGUGUGGCAAGUGAUGACCGCUGUCGGGUGCUGCUGGCCUCUCUCAGAGACUGUCUCCAUGGCAUUCAAGACAAAGCCAAUUCUAUCAGGAAGAGGCACAGGUCCAGAGAUCGUUCACCCAGCCGAUCCCGGGAAGGCAGCAGCCGACGUCACAGAGACAACCAUGAUGAGCGCUCAGAAGAUUAUUACCAUGAGCGGCAUCGAGACAAGGACCGACAUCGCUGAGACAGGUGAUGAUGGGUCUACAGGAUGCACCAUAGAUGCUUUUUUUUUUUUUUAAAGAUUGACAACUUAUCAAUUUAUUUCACAAUUUCCAGACAGGGAGAAUGAACAAGAGCAAU